CACUUUGUACAGCUCUGGAGCAACCUCAGCUUUGUGUAUGAACAAGGAAGAUUCAAGACGCGAUGAGCUGUUUUGGAAAAUAACUUAACUUUAUUUAUGGUAAAUGUAACUGUAUUUUGUGUAAGUACACUUUUUCUACAGCCCAAUCAUCCUACAAUCUUGUGAGCAAGUGUGGCUUGGGAAUUAAUGGCCAUGUCGACGCUAAAUUGGUCAAAAUACUGUUUUCUUUCCACCUGUGGAUUUUCUGUUCUUCUUCUUGCAGCGCUAAAUUUUUAUGACAUUCCAGGACUGAAAGACAUGAGAUUGAUGUCGAACUUCACUGCUGACAUCUAUUUUGAAAAUAAAUCACAUUCCCUGAAAUUUAACCACUCAAUGGAUAAAUUUAUGGUGGACACCAACAACAUGACUACAACGGUGCAACCCACUGAAGAAGAGAGGACCAAGACAGUCGUUCUUGUCUACACUGUCUUCUUCGGGACAGUGAAGUGGAUAGGAGAUGGUGAUAACUGCGGAUUUGAAAACAAGUUUUUAUUUGCCUCAAAUAAAUGUCUCUCAGGUGAUUUCGAAUUGAUUUACGACAAACAGCGGUUUGAGGAAAGCGACUUAGUCGUGUUUCACGCUAGAAACAUGCCAAGUGUAGAUCAUCUAAGAAAGCUGCUGAAAAGCAGGCCCACUUCACAGCGCUGGGUAUACGCUUUGUGGGAAAGUCCAAAUCCAACACCAGAUCCUGCUCCAUUAAACGGGUUGUUUAACUCAACAUGGACUUUCGGAAGCGAUUCAGAUUUCUUGUCGCCGUAUGGAAGUUACAAGGAACUGAGUGAAGAAGAAAAAGUAGAGAAAAUGAAAAACAUACCAGACUGUUCCCAAGGAAAAACUGAACUUGUGGCUUGGAUGGUUGGUAAUUGUGGCGCUCAACCUCGAAUGGCGUUUGUUCAAAACCUGAAAAAAUACAUCAAGGUAGAUAUCUUUGGAGAUUGUUCUGGAAAAAGAUGUUCAAAUCCGCCAUCUGAUUGCCUUAAAAAGUUUAAAUUCUAUUUGUCAUUCGAGAAUGCUUUAUGUGAAGACUACAUUACCGAAAAGUAUUGGGGAAGGCUUGGUAAGUCUUUGUCUUUUCACUGUUUUGAUAGCAAUUUUGGAAACUUGCCAGUCAGGGCAGUUUACAAGUAAACAUAAAAACAUGUAAAAAAGUUUAAAUGUCAAACUUGUCAUGUACCUUCACCCCACACCACGGUUGUUUUCAUCGUUUUGAAUUUGCUGAACCCACUCUGACCGCGUUUGGGUUACAAAUUUGCACCUGUGUUACAAGAAAACUGCCCUUUACUUUCAAUCAAUCAGAAUUGAGUAUUUUUUUGUGUAUUAUUUAUAAUGGUAAUUGAACUGAGUAGACUGCAAUUUGGUCUGACAUCAUACUAGCCUGCGUUGCAGCCGGCUCACGCACUCGUCAAAACCAUUUGUAUUGUCCGUCUGCGAAUUAGUGCACAAAAGCUCGUUCUUCUAUCCUGCAGAGUCGCAAGGACAUAUGUGAGCAUUUCUGAUAGGCGGGUUUCUCACCGGUUUCUUAUGCGCCUCACGAUUGGCCUAAUUCUUACGUGUGCAUGACGGUUGGGCGCAGUGACAUGUCAAAAUUCACAGAAGGGAGUUGGCAAGGAUCGUUUACAGUAAACCAUGUAACAGCAGUUCAAACUUUAAAGUCCUCUUCUACACAAAAAAAUUCUUUGAGAGAAUUCCUUCAAGGCCGGAAUUUGCUUGUAUAUUUGCCAACUGGUUUUCCAGCGUCUUCCAAUCGCUGCAGAUGCUCUGCCACCGUAUUCUGCAAUAUAGCUGACAGUUCCAGCAUGAAAACUAAUGAAGAUCUACAGAGUGCAGAAUAGAUGUCUAAAUGUCAUUGGUCUCCCUUGGGAUACUGUUGAGUCACUUGUACCUAGGCGUCAGAGUUUGAAGAGGAAAGAAUUUAAAUGUAUUCUAGAAUCAGAAGCACAUCCUUGCAAACAUUUUUUAGACAAGCCAGUGGAUCAUGGCCAUAAUCUAAGAUCUUGUAAAACUAACCCAGCUCACCUCAGAAUACCUGUAUCACGCACUGUUAGGCACAAACAAUAGCUUAUUCCUAGGGGUGCUAAACUUAACUUAAUGUGAUAUGUAUAAUAUGUAGUGUUUUGAAUUUCUAUUGUAAUAUUACCGUAAUUCUUAUCGCCAAAGGUAAUAAAUAAAGGUAUUAUUAUUAUUAUUAUGAAAUCAUGAUGUUCAGGGCCCAAAAAAAGGUCCAGGCAUUUAGGAGAAAACCAAGGAAACUGAGGUUAUUAUUUAUCCGCAAUAAAAAAGCUUAAGGCUUAAACAAAGGUAAAAGAAAAUCGUUUUAGUGGUAAACUGUAGCUGUGAUUAAAUCCUGUCAAAGAAACAUUGGCCGAAACAUAAACCAUGCACAGGAACUAAUUACAUGGAACGGACCCGCUUCAUUACCUCUAAAUGUGAGACUCAAAGUGGCAAAAAAGUUUUCUCAGUCAAAGUGUAGAAUACUCCAUGCACUGCAUAAACUACACAAAAAGAGAGCAAGAAAAAGCUGUGUUGUUCAAACUGACUGUAAGGUCACAUUUCAAACCACAAGCUCAAUCUCUGUUGUCAUGAGCUAUUACACAGGAAAAAACAACGGAUUCCCAUUUUUGGAUAUUUUAGGGUAUUUAAAGAAUACCCAUAAAAAUCCCAAGUUUGGCAAAGUGAGACAAGUCCCAACCAUGGAAUUCCCAACCAAGUUCCCUGAUUGGGACUUGUCUCACUCUUCCAAAUUUGGGAUUUUUGUGGGUAUUCUUUAAAUACCCUAAAAUAUCCAAAAAUGGGAAUCCGUUAUUUUUUCCUGUGUUAGUUGUGUUUGGUUUUUCAACACUUAAUUCAAAUCGGACUAAUCACAAACUGCAUAAGAAACACGCCAACCAAAAGCGCCGAGAUAUGUCCUUGCGACUCUGUGGGAUUUGAACACGAUAUUGUGCACUAAUUCGCAGACGCUCUAUACAGAAGGUUUAGAGUGUCUGCGACGCAGGCAAAAAUCAUAGAAAGCCUGCUUCCAUUUGAAAUUUAAUAAAACUUAGAGUAACUUUAGAUACACUUGGCAAUUAAUAAUGGCAUUUAAUGAAAUAUUUAACAGGAAUGAAGUUAUUAACAGGACUCAAGUAUUGUUAGUUGUAAGAAGUUCUAUUCUUCUUUGAAUAAUAGCCAAAUGUUGGGGGUGUCAAAGCAGAGAACAAUAACCAGGAAAAGGAUCACACUGGGGAUUUCUUGAUUGACGCUCUCUCUAUAUCAUUUUUCACUUAUCUGCAUUUUCACGAUCGAUAAUUAACAAUGGGUGUGCAUUUCUGUAAUGUCUUGCCUGGGGCUACGCCUUGCUGAUGAGUCCUUAUGAGGAGAAAACAGCUGUCCAUGGCUGCCACUAGUGGGGUGAUAUGGUCGUGCACAUAGAAUAGAAUAGAAUAAUUUAUUUCUAUAGCGCAUUUUCCUAACGCCCAAAUGCGCUUUACAGUGUCAAACAUAUUAUAAUCUAUACACUAAAAAAAUAUGUAAAAAAUCCUAAGAAUAAAAAAAAUCAAAAGUCUAAAAGUCCAAAAAAUUGAAAAAAAAAAGUUAAAGUCUAAAAACAUGCUUGUCGAAAAAGAUGGGUCUUAAGCGUAACUUUAAAGACAGAGACAGUUGCGCUGCUUUUAAUCUCAAAUGGAAGUGUGUUCCAGAGGUAAGGCGCACACACUGAGAAAGCUCUCAAGCCAAUCAAUUUGAGCUUGUGUGUUGGCUGCUCCAGUAGAAGUUGGUCAGCAGACCUAAGAGCUCGCCUAAGAACAUAAGGACUGAUGAGCUCAGUCAGGUACAUGUGUAAGGUCAGCUGUUACUGGCCAUACUGUGGAGUUGGUAUGUGUACUUCAGUGCCUACAGCACGAAAUUAAUUUUUUGGAUUACUAACCCUUUGGGUUAGUAGGCAUGAAUUUUACUAACCAAAUUAUAAAGUCUAUUAUCCAAGAAUCUGUUCUUGAAGUUACAAUAUAUUAACUACUGAAAAUUGUGCUAAUAAAUGGGGCAAACUAAAGUAUGGAUGGAUUGGUUUAAAAUAUUGUUUGUAUAGGCUCAUCGAACUGUAACCGGGUGAAUGCUUUUUUUCAUUCUUCUUGGAAAUUCCUCCUUCUUGUUUUCGCUUUUCUUUGUAUUGCUCCAGAGAGCCUUCUUUAUUGUCGUAAACUAUACUUGUUCUUUGUUGUUUUUCUGAAUCUUCCAUUUGCUCCUCACACCUUUCGUCCGGUGACCUAUUUCUACCCCUUAUUUGUGUUGGGUGUUCUGUGCAUUAUUGGGUGUCCUGUGCAAUUAAUAAGGGAGAUUUUUUUGAGAAUGCAUUUUCGUCGUCGUCACACAUUUGCCUCGCUUUGAGGCGCUUGCUUAUGAUUUGCCUCACUUUGACGCGCUAACUCACGUGGUGAUUCUUGUGUCCGCGGCGUUCAUCUUUCAAAGCGGUUUGCUAAGGUCUGAUAUUCUUCGUAAAGCGUUUAUGUUUUAAAAAGUUUGCUGAAUCUUCGUAAAGCGUACAUCGAUCUGUGUUUGCUGAAUCAUCCAAAGCGUUCAUCUUUCAGAAGUUUGCUGUUAAAGUUUACUUUGGAUUAAGCCUUCAUAUUUUUCAGCAUCGUUCGUCACUGUCUUUAGAAAAUGUCUGCGACUCCUGGUGCAUGCAUCAAACCGGGUUAAGUUCGGCGGCCGUUGUACCACUAGACUGCGAGCAGUCUCUUAUUUUUCUUUGCAAAGUAUGUACUGCACGCGAAACCUAAGCACGUGAGCGGCAAAACUGCGAGCCGCGAGAAACGAGGCGUAAGCCCGAGAAGAAAAAAUCUCAUUCCCUUUAGUAAUAAUGACGUCGUGGUUUGCAAUCAUGCUGGAUGAGAUAAGAACUAGACGGAUUUAAAAGAGAAAUGGCGGACUGCAAGCAGUCUAUUGUACCACAAGGUAAAUUUACCGAGUUGUGCAGUUCGGCGGCCAAUGUGUCACGAAGUAAAUCUACCGAGUUGUGUAGCUCGGCAACUGUUGUGCCACAAAGUAAAUCUACCGCGAUGUGAAGCUUGGCGGCGCCAUUUGAUCAUGACUUGUGAUAUUUUCGGCACUGGACAAACGAACACUUUAACUCUAUGUUAUUUAUUAGGAAAAACUUAUAAACCAGCCCACAGUAGCGCCACUCUCGAGUCACUGAAAUCAACACGUUCGACCAAAUUACUGGAAAAGUUAUUGAUGUGAGCUGCACACACAUUCCAUUGAAGGCUUUGACAGGGUUUUGUGCGAAGUUUGAAUUCAGAUGUGAAAGCUUUUUUAAAAAACAGUAAAUUCAAUUUAAUUCAUUUUGUCAACAAGUUGUUGAUUGGAUGCUUUUAAAAAUAACAGAGAAAAUUAUCUGAAGAAGUGUUUUUGAAGAAAGAAAAAGAAUCCCGGGUCAAAUAGAGGUUUCGCUGUACGCAACCCCUACGUUCAAAAUAUGCCAUAAUCAUAUUUAUCUAUAUCGGAACCGCCCUUCCCGCUCCACUGCUACCUGUACGCCUAAAAAACAUAUCAAGCGCACUCUCCUAAGCUCCGAUUACUCCUAGUUUGUAUAAUAAAUAGGUUGCACAAAUGAGCCACUUCCAAAAGAAAACAAACCAAAACAGAAACAAGCAAGAUGACGGAGGUCUACUAAAGUUGUGUCCCAGAUAUCUCCUAGCCUUGUUACCUUGCCUCCUGCGAAAUGCGACUUUUUCUUGUUGUGCAAUUUAAUAUGCAGUAAGCAUAUCUUUUAGAACAAAAAAAUUUUUUUUUUUUUGAACAAAAACAAAAAAAUUGUUCAAGAUAGAAAACAACCUUAUGCAAAAAAGAAACACAUCAGCCUUUCCUGAAAAUUAAUGCUCAUUUGUAUUAAAGAGGAAUUUCUAUGAAUGAUAAUACUUAAUUUAACAGAAAUUUUAACUAACCAUGUCGGGUUACUUGGGCACAUUUUUAGUAAGCAAAUGUUGGAAACUACUAACCGUUGGUUAACAGGUUACCGUUAAUUUCAAGCCCUGCCUGUAUGUUGUGGUUCCAAUUUUCUGAUGGAUUAAAAAGACAAAAAGAAAGACAAUCUUUACUUCAUCUUUCACAUUUAUUGCAAAUUUUAAUUAAUUUAGUAACAAGUUUAAAAGAGUGAAAGUUAUGUCAGGCUACUUGAGGAAUAAGGAUUAAACAAAGAAAUUUAUUUCUUCUAUCAUCUCUUUCAGGUGAAGACAUGAAUGUGGUUCCAGUUGUGAUGGGAGGUUCUAAUUACUCCAAGCUAGCAAUUCCAGGGUCUUAUAUCAAUGUUAUGGACUUCAAAACUGUUAAACAAUUUGCGGAGUACCUUCAGUAUCUGGACAAAAAUAACACUGCUUACAAUGAAUACUUUAAAUGGAGACUAAAAUACAAGGUGUUUCGCAGCAACCUUGAUUUAUCAAUGUGUCAAAUCUGUAAAUGGUAUGUUUCAAGAUAUCCGCUUAAACCCAAAGUUUAUGAUGACCUUGCAGCACAUUGGGUUGGAAAGGGACGAUGUAAUGUGAAAAAUUCUCUCAUCACAAGUAUGUGGGAGGAUUAAAAAUUAUUACCUUAUUUGAUUUUCAUGAGACACGACCUAAGAACUGGUCAUAAGGAAAAGGUACAGUUAAACUUUCAGUAAGUGGCCAUGCAUGUGGGAGGUAAUGCAAGUGGCUGAGUUGGCCGCUUAAUAGAGGUUUAAGUUCCCAUUCUUUUCUGCCAUUCUUUUUGGAUUUUCAUUACUGGCCACUUAAUAGAGAGUGUCCGCUUAAUAGGUGGCCUCUUAAUGAAAGUUCAACAGUGUAAUGUAAUUUUAAAAUGCAUGCUUGGGUGAGCUAGAGAAAGUAAAAGGCUUUAUAGAAAAGGCAAUGCAAUGACAACUGAAGACAUGACGGUGCAUGUGAAAGGACUGAACCCAACUUCCAGUGCUUUAAAUUUGCCUUUGUCACUGUCAUCAUGUUGCACUGGGGAGAGCACUUGCCUCCCACCAAUGUGGCCGGGGUUCAAAUCCCGGUGUCGACACCAUAUGUGGUUUGAGUUUGUGUGUUGGUUCUCUCCCUUGCUCCAAGAGGUUUUUCUCGGGUACUCCAGUUUUCCCUUCUCCUCAAAAUCCAAUAUUUUGAGAUUCCAAUUCGAUUAGGAAUCAGGUAGAUGAAGAACUACUAUGUGGAUUUGCUACCUCCAACUCGUUAUAUAUUAUUAGUAUAUUUUGUUCAUUUAUUAUUUUAUAGUCUAAUUGCCAAUGGGCCAUUUGCACGAUGAUGUCAUUUUACCACUACUACCAGAGUGGUUCAGUGUUUUGCUUUGUUGUGCAAAUUAGGCCUACUGUUGUGUGAAACCUCACUGGGAUGGCCAAAUUUAAAUAUGAAAAGAAAAA
This is a messenger RNA of Porites lobata, 7402 nucleotides long. The record is from the annotation of a GenBank genome assembly. Lineage: Eukaryota; Metazoa; Cnidaria; Anthozoa; Scleractinia; Poritidae.